GCACAAGACGUCCGAAGAGGAGACGCGAGUUGCUCUUGGCAAAGUGCUGAAGUCGGCAGGUAUAAAUGAGUGGCCUUUGACACGAAAUCCAGAGUAUGAAUAUACCAAAGUGUUGGAGAGGACAGGCCUGAGACCUGUGGCCACAAUAUCAGCUGUCCCUGAUCGGCAGCACCCGCGAUACAUAUUAGCAGUGAAUGCACCUCUCCCAAGGUUUGCAGCGUAUCCGGAAGCAAUGGCAAAAAUUAAAAGCCAGCGGUCAAAGCUCGCAGCGUACAAGGCGCUUAUUCGUUCAGUCCUAAAGUUGUAUUGUGAAAUUCGAAACGACGAAGUGAAUGAAAGAGACGAAUUUACUGACGAUAGGUAUGAAUAUCAAAGCAGUGACGCAGGACAGAGUAGCGAAGUGGAAGAAUCACCAAGUGCUGUUGAGAAAGACGAAAUGCUUGAAGGAGUCAUAUCCGAUAUUAUUGAAGUGGAAGUAAAAAUUGCUGAGAUGAUUGUGAUGGGACGCGUACUCGAUUAUUAUCAAACAGACACUGUGCAAAAAUGGGAUCAAAGAUUGGGAAGAAAGUUUCCUUUCAUGGAAGGCUUGCGCACGGACGUCACAAGAGCCAAGAGAACACUGCUGAAUAAUUACGAAGUUGGCGUGCACCUUCUCAACUAUUUCAAGAAGUUGAUUGAAUAUCUGGACACCCUGGAAGUGAAGAAGUUCGUCAACUACGUUGGCUGGUAUUUUGUUCGAGAGGUUGCGGACGUAAUGACUACAGACAUCCGGGAUAAGCUUAACAAAUUUCUCUUAACACUACCGAAGCCUAGAAUCCAAGUAGACCUAAACGCCCAUCAUUGCAUCGAAAAGCUGAUCGGAUAUCACGGCGUUAUGGAAGACGGCGUCGCACAUUUGUACCUAGCACGCUACUUUAAUCAAAAAGCCGUGGAAAAAGUAAGAAGGCAGAUAUAUAAAUGCUUCAGAGAUGUCAAAGUGUACUCUCAUAAAAAGCUAUAAGUUACAUUACUACUUCCUUUUCUAAAAUUUUCUUAAAUGUUAUUAAAUUGCAUUAUAAAUUA
Rhipicephalus sanguineus (brown dog tick) is the source of this 1062-nucleotide messenger RNA. RefSeq lists its product as uncharacterized. The record is from RefSeq and is a predicted model, not a curated record. The transcript has 5 exons. Gene Ontology annotation, biological process: proteolysis. Lineage: Eukaryota; Metazoa; Arthropoda; Arachnida; Ixodida; Ixodidae. Bases 233 to 1000 code for a protein of 255 amino acids.